CUUCAUUUAUUUAUAUAUUUUUUAAUAUGUUAGUUUUGAUUUAAAAGUUUUUGUAAAAAAUUCGAAAUUUUAUUGCUUCAUGGCCUUUAGAGCGACAAAUAGUGCCAUCGUCAUAGACAGCCUGAUAGCUGAGUUAGUUCAGGAGGUUAUUAGCGAUCGGCGUUUAUUGACGAAGGAUUCAAAUCAUAUUCAAAUAGGGCCAUGCGAAAAGCUUUUUGAGGUUUUGGGCAUCACACAAUGCGACCGACAGGGCGCCGAUGACAACGUCAGGAUACAAGCUGCUCACCUGGAGAGCAAGAUGGCACACGAGGGCAUAGACGCUACAGCUCCCGCGGAUCCCUCAACCGGCUACCCGGCCAACCAACCAAAUCAGAAAUGGCACACUUGGCUAGAACAGGCUCUGGCUGCAGAUUGCUCUGAAGAUGAGUUGGAAAUUUAUCGCAAGCAACAAAAGUCAAUCAAGGAGUCUACGCAUAUCGCCUGUCAAACGGAACAGCCGCGUAUCCGGAAGCGUAAUCAGGUGCCGAUAGAAACGUUCAAGGCUCGACAAGUGCGUGGCGUCCCAGCAGCACCUUGUGAAAUGAGUCGCCAGACAAUAUACAUUGAUACGAUGUCCACGCCUACACCCAGCAUGCAGACCCGCCCGCCCCUGGCCGACCGGUUCUGCUAUAUGUUGACCGAUUUCGCAUCGGCCCUCUACUGUAGUCUUGCCAUCAUGUGUUGUUGUACCCCCAGUAUGUUUCGAUAAAUAUGGGUGGUGUUUAAC
Messenger RNA from Drosophila arizonae, 766 nucleotides. RefSeq lists its product as uncharacterized. Lineage: Eukaryota; Metazoa; Arthropoda; Insecta; Diptera; Drosophilidae. The record is from RefSeq and is a predicted model, not a curated record.